AUGCAGAAGCUGAAGGAUACUGUUAGACGCCUAGAAGAAGGUCUCUUUAAAUCUUCUCACACAAAGGAUGAGUAUAUGAAUUUAGGCACAUUGGAGUCCCAGUCGCAUAGUUUGAUCAAGCGUCCAUCGCCUAAUAAUCCAAAUCCAGUCAAUCCUGAUGCAAUGAUAAUAAUGAUUCCAACCCCUGGAUUGCCGCAUAAUGGGAGUUCGACCAUGAUGGCAACAUCUUUUGUGGAUGCCCCUAUUAGUUAUAUGGCUGGGGGUAGCAACAUGCAGCCAAUGAAUGAAAACACAAGAAGCCUUAUGUCGAGCCUUAUGCCUAACAGAAUGUAUCCAAAGGCAUGUGCUCUCUAUAAUUUCUUGUUAUGGUCAUCUGCACUGGUGCUUGGUGGUAUUGGGUGUGGUUUGUUCACUGUGGAUACGUCGGGGCACUUAUCUAGUCAAUCAGGCAUUAAGUUGCCUGGGGUGUCCCAGCAAAGUGGUAAUGUUGUCCUGAAUUUAGUAGCUGCAGGCAGUGGUGCCUCUCAUGCUGUGUUGAGCGUGGACACGGAUCCUCUUAGAGCUCAGAACUAUAUGCAAGACAAGAUCUUUGUUCUCUUAGCACAGCGACAUCUACAGCCAAUUAAUGAUUCUCAAAUGCAGAAGCUGAAGGAUAUCGUUAGACACCUAGAACAGGGGGCGUUGGAGGGAAAGGUCGAGGACCUGUAUAGGGAGCUGAGGCUGGUCCAGGGCUUGCUGAGGGAUGCGGAUGCGAGACGAGAGCACAACGAAGCUGUUGGAGAAUGUGUCGCACAACUCCGAGACUUUGCCUAUGAUGCCGAGGAUGUCAUCGAGAGAUACAUCCUCAAAGCCUCGCUGAAGGAGGGACAAAACAUCAUCAAAGCGUAUGCUUGCUUCAUGGCGAAGUGCUCGUGCGUGCAGGUUCAUGGGGUGGGGACAGAGAUUGAGGGCUUAAAAUCCAGAAUUUCCGAUAUUGGAAGGAGGAUGCAGAAUUGUGGCAUACUAUCUGUGAGGGAAGGCGAACGCGAACGAGCGAGAGCUUUGAUGCCGAAACGGACUUAUGACCAUAUCAAGGAGGAUUUUGUUGGGAGGGAAGAUAGUAUUGAGGAAUUGGUGAAAGAGCUGUCGAAUGAUGGAAAAAAGCAGAGAGUUAUUUUUAUAUGGGGAAUGGGUGGUCUGGGAAAGACCUCACUCGCCAAGAAAGUCAUCGCUCAUGACAAAGUGAAGAACACUUUCGAUGGUAUCGCUUGGGCUUGUGUAUCUCAAGAAUAUCAUCCGAAGGAUAUCUUAGUGGGAAUUCUUGUUAAAUUGAUCCCUGAUCAAAGAGAGAGGGUUAUGAAGAUGAUGGAUGAUGAAUUGUUCAAAACUCUAUACGAGAUCCAACAAGAGAAGAGAUGUAUGGUUGUUCUUGAUGAUAUUUGGACCAAAGAGGCAUGGGACAGUCUUCAAGCCGCAUUCCCGAUCAAAAACAUGAGAAGCAAGCUAUUGAUAACAACCCGCAAUAAAGAAGUAGCGGAGUAUAUCGAUCCUCAAGGUUUAUUCCAUGAACCACGGUGCUUAUCAAACCAAGAGAGUUGGGAUCUACUAAAGAAGUGGGCAUUCCUCGAAACAAAAGGAUUAGCUGAUGAAAUUUCUUCUUAUGGACCUGGAGUUGGUCAAGGUAUUGUUGCGGGCCAAGCUGUAGAAGGUAUCGCAAAACAGUCAGAAACGGAGGGACAAUUACUAGUAAUCACCGAAGACAUGAAGAACUUAGCAUAUGAACUCCUUAAGAAGUGUGCAGGAUUGCCCUUGGCUAUCAUUGUGCUUGGUGGAUUGCUGGCCGUCAACGAGUGGAAGACGAUUCACGAAAAGAUCAAUUUGCAUUUUAGUGAUAAGAGUGACGUAUCAAAAGUGUUAGCCUUAAGUUAUGACGAUUUGCCAUGGCAUCUAAAGCCAUGCUUCCUCUAUUUGAGUAGCUUUCCUGAGGAUGUAGAAAUCCCUGCAACCAAAGUUCUUUACAUGUGGAUUGCUGAAGGCUUUGUGUUGCUGAAUGCAUACGACAAAGAGAGAGAAAUUUCAAUGGAAAAGGUAGCGGAGCAAUAUUUAACGGAGUUGGUUAAUAGGGGAAUGGUUCAAGUGCGAUUCAAAUUAAGUGGAAAGAUCAAAAGCUACCACCUCCACGACCUGAUGCGAGACUUAUGUGUCUCCAAGGCUCUACAAGAGAGUUUUCUAAGCAUUCUUAACAUUCAACAGGACAAUGAGACAGAGAAUUGUUCCGCUUCAAUGGCAACAAAAGUCAAGUCAAGUUGCAAAAUACGAAGGCUUUCUCUUAAUAGAAAUGUGAUUCCGAGCUUAAAAGCAUCAAGAAGGACUCUGGUCCACCUUCGAACUCUCAUGUCCUUCGGAGGUGUCGAAUGGGAGUCGAAGCAAUUUCAAUCUAUUUUCAAAGACUAUAAGUUUCUUAGAGUUUUGAAACUAGAGAACCUUCAUGUGAUGAGAAGCUUACCUAAAUCAGUGGGAGACCUAGUCCAUUUAAGAUUCUUAAGUUUAACAGAUAGUAGGUUUAAUGGCUUGCCGCAAUCUAUGGGGAACCUUGUAUGUAUGGAAUUCUUGGACCUGCUUGUAGGAGAAUGGGUUAGAUUUUGCAUGCCAAAUGUGUUGUGGAAGAUGAGAAGGUUGAGGUAUCUCCGUCUUCCUUACGACUUUGAUGUCAAGGAGAAAUUCCAUGGGGCCUGGAAGAAGUUGCGGUUGGGCAUUUUAAAGAAUCUACGGACAUUGAGAAACUUUGAUCCGAAGAAAUGUGAUGUGAACGAUGUAGGCAAGCUUACUAAUCUGGAAAAACCGGUUGUCUUGGACAAGUGA
Eucalyptus grandis is the source of this 2841-nucleotide messenger RNA. Its product is annotated as putative disease resistance protein At1g50180. Gene Ontology annotation, molecular function: ADP binding. The coding region runs from base 1 to 2841 and encodes 946 amino acids. The transcript is spliced from 8 exons. The record is from RefSeq and is a predicted model, not a curated record. Lineage: Eukaryota; Viridiplantae; Streptophyta; Magnoliopsida; Myrtales; Myrtaceae. Gene Ontology annotation, biological process: defense response to other organism.